Messenger RNA from Gongylonema pulchrum, 579 nucleotides. NCBI's taxonomy places the organism in Eukaryota, Metazoa, Nematoda, Chromadorea, Rhabditida, Gongylonematidae. The record is from the annotation of a GenBank genome assembly.
GAAGCACAGAUAUAUGAUAAGUUAAAAGAAGUGAUGCAAACGGUCGAUCUGGAUGAAGUAACCAGUAGAGAUAUUCGCCUGAAGGUCGAAGAAAGUUUGGGAAUGAAUUUGGAUGAGUACAAAGAUUUCAUCAGUCGCCAAGUGAUGGUUAUUAUGGGCCAAAUGGAUACAGCAUCGCAAAUUUUCCCUUAUCUCUACUUGGGCACCGAAUGGAAUGCAUGCGAUUGGCAGUGGCUUGAAAAUAACAAUGUCAAAUAUAUUGUAAACGUAACGAAUGAAGUGGAAAAUUUUUUUCCGGCUCGUUUAAAAUAUCUAAAAAUACGUGUUUCGGAUGAGGCCAGUGCUGAGCUGCUGAAGUAUUGGAACCAGACAAAUCAAUUCAUCAAGGAAGCUAAUCGAUCUUCGUCAACUGUGAUUGCUUUCGCAAUGAAGGAAUAUGGCUGGGCACUAUCGGAAGCCAUGGAACAUGUAAAAAAUAAACGUGGUUGCAUUACACCAAAUCUUGGCUUCGUCGAGCAACUCAGAACAUUUGAAGGUUUGUUUUUUUUUUUUACUCAGUUGUGUUUUGUAGAAUUUUAA